This is a messenger RNA of Aspergillus steynii IBT 23096, 2085 nucleotides long. Its product is annotated as alpha-N-arabinofuranosidase A. Lineage: Eukaryota; Fungi; Ascomycota; Eurotiomycetes; Eurotiales; Aspergillaceae. Gene Ontology annotation, biological process: L-arabinose metabolic process. The transcript has 9 exons. The record is from RefSeq and is a predicted model, not a curated record. Gene Ontology annotation, molecular function: alpha-L-arabinofuranosidase activity. Bases 87 to 2012 code for a protein of 641 amino acids.
ACGCAAGCUACGGGCAGGGCGGGUGAGCUGGCGACCGACUGAGAUUGCCGUGAUGUUUCUGCACCUGCGCUGAAUCCCGACUCAAGAUGAAGCUCUUGAACAUCUGGAAAGCCGCCUGGGCGCUGUCUGGAUUGCAAUUGAUCCGGACGGGUCUUUGCGCAGAGGACGCCAGCAGCGACUCCGAUUCACCCUCUGCCGUGGUCCUGAACGUGCAGAAGGAUGGUGGCAAUGAAUCCAGCCCCCUUUUGUACGGGAUCAUGUUUGAGGAAAUGGACCACUCCGGCGACGGCGGAAUCCACGGGCAACUGUUGCAGAACAACGGCUUCCAAGGCACCAAGGCGGGAUUGACGGCCUACUGGGCCAUCGGAGAGGUGGAUAUCCUGCAGGACGAAGCCAAUCCUCUCAGCGACGCCAUCACAUCCACGCUGCAGGUGCAGGUGAUGCCGGAGGAGACGGACUUUGUCGGGUUCGCCAACGGAGGCUACCAGGGCGUGCCGGUGAUGAACGCGACCUACCGAUGCGAAUUCUGGAUGAAGGGUGAAUACUCCGGCCCCGUCACGCUGCAGCUGGUGGGAACGUCCAGCGGGACUGUCUAUGCGUCGCAUGAGAUGGCAGCGAACAGCACCUGGCGACGAUUCACCCGAUACGAGACGACCUUCAAUGCCACCGCGUCCCCGGACGGCGACAAUGACUUUCGGCUAUUGUUUGACGGCUCGAAGGUACCGGGCAUGUCGCUGAAUUUUGGGCUGGUGCAGUUGUUUCCGCCGACGUAUCAUUCGAGAAUCAAUGGGCUGCGAAAUGACCUGGCGACGGUCCUGGAGGCUAUCAGACCUUCGUUUCUGAGAUUUCCCGGAGGCAACAACCUCGAGGGACUUGAGAUUGACAGCCGAUGGGCCUGGAAUCGCACGAUUGGGCCGGUGGUGGAUCGACCAGGAAGAGACAGCGACUGGUUCUAUCCCAACACCGAUGCACUAGGCCUCGAUGAGUAUCUCUGGUGGUGUGAAGACAUGGGAAUGGAGCCCGUGCUGGCUGUCUGGGACGGCAAAUCCUACGGGGGCAUCUUGGUCGGGUCCGACCUUCAACCGUACGUGGACGAUAUCAUGAACGAGCUCGAGUAUCUGCUCGGUCCGUCAAACAGCACGUAUGGGAGAAUGCGCGCGCAGAACGGACGAGAGGAGCCCUGGUCCGUUCGAUAUAUCGAGAUCGGCAACGAGGACGAUUACACCGGGGGAUGCGAGUCCUACCCCGAUCGCUUCACGCAGAUCUACGAUGCAAUCAUCCGAAAGUAUCCACACCUCACCAUCAUCGCCUCGACCAUCGACAAGGUCUGCCUGCCACUGAGCCCGCCGCCGGGGAUCCUGUACGACUACCACUACUAUCGCAAACCGGACGAGUUGGCGGCCAUGUUCAACGAAUGGGAUAACCAGCCGCGAUCCGAGCCAGUGAUUAUCGGGGAAUGGGGAUGUCGCAAUACCACGGCAGAGCGUGGAGUAUUCUGGUCCUUCGUGCAAUGCAGCUGCAGCGAAGCAGUGCAUAUGAUCGGGAUGGAGCGCAACAGCGACGUGGUCAAGAUGUCGGCCUACACGCCACUGUUGCAGCACUUUGGCUUCACCCAGUGGUCGCCUACGCUGUACGGGUUUGAUUCCAGCCCCGGAUCCAUCACGCCGUCGACAUCGUACUACGUGCAGAAGAUGUUCUCCACCAACCGGGGAACAACCGUGCUGCCCGUCAACACCACGGCGAAUUUCGGACCUUUGUACUGGGUGGCAUCGAGGGACAAUGGCACGUACUACGUGAAGUUGGCCAACUACGGCGAGGAAAAGCAGACCGUCCAUAUCAACGUGCCAGCCACUCGCUCGGGGAGGUUGGAGAUGCUGUCGGGCCCUCGCGAUGCCAGUAAUCAGCCACACAACGUCACCAUCCAGCCCACGCUGCAUAAUGUAACAAACCCGGCGGGGAAUUACACGGUGGAUUUAGCGGCGUGGGGGGUCGCCGUAUUGGCUGUCUCGUAGCGAGUCGUUGAGAGCCUUUUCUGGAUGCGCAAUGACCCGAUUAUGCAUGAUAUCUAAGAUUCGAAUACCGGCG